Messenger RNA from Nannospalax galili (Upper Galilee mountains blind mole rat), 622 nucleotides. It is a transcript of the gene Ankrd66, whose product is annotated as ankyrin repeat domain 66. The record is from RefSeq and is a predicted model, not a curated record. Bases 44 to 622 code for a protein of 192 amino acids. The transcript is spliced from 4 exons. Lineage: Eukaryota; Metazoa; Chordata; Mammalia; Rodentia; Spalacidae. Gene Ontology annotation, molecular function: protein binding.
GCUGCCUGUAGGGCAGAGCUUCUUGGGAAAAGACAAUUCUGUCAUGGAGUUGGCAAAAAUAUCAGACAUGACAAAGCUCCACCAGGCUGUGGCUGCUGGGGACUGCAAUUUAGUGAAGAAGAUUCUAAAGAAAGGUCUGUGUGACCCAAACUACAAGGAUGUGGACUGGAAUGACAGGACCCCUCUUCACUGGGCAGCAAUCAAAGGGCAAAUGGAGGUGAUGCAUCUCCUGAUAGAAUAUGGAGCCAGACCCUGCCUGGUGACUGAUGUGGGCUGGACCCCAGCUCACUUUGCUGCGGAGUCAGGCCAUCUGAGUAUACUCAAAACCCUCCAUGCACUGCAUGCUGCCAUUGAUGCUGCUGACUUCUUUGGAGACACUCCGAAGAGGAUUGCACAGAUCUACGGGCAGAAAGCCUGCGUGGCCUUCCUGAAGAAGGCAGAACCAGAAUGCAGAGACCACCGCCAGAAGGGGCUGUUACUGGAUGAGCGAGACCCAGACUGGGACUUCAAGAAAAGGGAACUGGAGCUGUCUCUUCCUACCCCAAACCAAAACACCAACAAAAAGAGUAAGAGAAGUCGAGGCCCCACCAGGCUCAGCCAUAGCAAGGCCUGGAGGGUGUGA